GUAAGAGAUGAGCCUGACAUGGAAUUGAAUGGAAAGAAGCUAGUUGUGACUUAUGACCCUAAAUGGCAAAAAAACAUGAAAUGGAUCAGGGUCAGCGAUCUGGGGGACAAUUUUGCUUCCUGUACUUUGUGUGACACCAACAUCAUGCUGCACACAGGUGUUUUUGAUCUGAAACAACACCAGCAGACUAAAAAGCAUAUGAAGCAUGAAAUGGGAACAUUAAAUUCAUCUAAAAGAAAGCAGGUUGAAGACUCCAUUUCCUGUAGUGAAAUCAUGCUGCUCUUCAUUCAAACUCAUUGCCUUACCAGUUUACCCUCAAGGAUCAACAAGGUCUCUCAAUGUACUGCAAGAUAUAUCCUUGGACUACAGUACCCAAACGACAUUGUUUCUGCUUGUAAGCUGAACCCGUACUGUGUUUACGUGUGUGGACAGGUGCCACUUGAUGCAGAGAGCGGAGAAAAGACCUGCCAUGUGGUACUUGUGGGCUUUUUUGAUGAAAAGCUAACAAAGUAUUCCAUCCGUAUCCUUGAUGUCUUUCAAGCAUUUGCUGAAGAUUGUUCUGUAACUGGAUGUUUACUCAACGUCCUGCAAAAGUUUGAGCUUCCUGCUAACAACAUGGUUGCAUUUUACAUUGAUGACCAGGACCAGACCUCAAAGAGUGUUGUUGUGCAGAUUCGGGAGCUCAACCCAAAGAUGAUUGAUCUUGGAGAACUUUACAGCUUACCAGAUUCUGCCUGCAAUACUGGCCUAAUGGGCCACUCUAGUGAGGUUCAGGAACUUAUUGUGAACAUAUAUGGACACUACUCAACUUGUUCCACCAGUAAUGACAACCUCAAGAUGCUGUUUGCAGGCAUUAAUGGACUAAAAGACUCCAGCCCACCGCUUUCAAUCAACUGUGAGGAGUUUUGUGUGCUUCUUCAAAGGAUGCUCAGAAUGUGGACAGAUUUGGCAUCAUACUACACUUCCUGUGAUGAGAACAAUGAUAAAGCUAAGCAUAUUUGUACCCAGUUGGAGAACCCUAAAAUCAGGGUCACCUUGAUGUUCCUGGAUCAUGCCCUUGGACCAUUAUGUGCCUUCGGACAACGGCUGCAACGUUGCAAAGGCUCUGCUCGUGCUGAUCUUAUGCAGGUUCUUCGAGAAGCAAGUGGGCUCCUGCGAUCUUAUGCCUCCAGCUUUCUUCGCCCUCAAGCUGUCAUACGUUACCUGGAGGAACGAGAUCCAGCCAUCCUGGAUAACUUAACAUUCUGUCUUCCUGCUACGGAGCUCAGUCUAGGUGGGGCAGUAGAAGACUUCAUCUCUGCACAAGAAGAGGAACUAGCAGACUCCCUGAAUGUUUUUCAGGAAGAGUGUUUAGCAUUGUACAAAACACUUACUACCUGCAUUGCUGACAGUCUACCUCUAAGCGAUGGGAUCCUGAGGAGCAUGUCACAGCUUCUCAGUCCAGCAGGAAGGUUAAAAAUCACUGGAAAGAGUGUAGUUGACCUUGCUGUACAAUUUGGCCUCUGUGCCAAAUCUGAGGAAUCGGCUAAGCUUAUCAAUGAGUUCUUCCAUUACCAGCUUGUAGAGGAUGAGGAGCUGAAAAUGGAAAAUGGGUUUGAUGAAGGACUUCAAGAUAAAUCUUCAACCCUUUUCCUGGAACGAUACUGGAGUAGUGCCCUUAAGACUUUCGCACCAGAAUCCAUCUUCAGAAGACUUGUUCUCAGUCUUUUGGCUUUGCCCUGUCCAUCUCUUGAAGCAGAAAAGAUCUUUGCUCAGGCUGUCGAAAAUGGUGAUGCUGGUCAUUGGGAUGACAGUUCAAAGAAAAGUUACUCCUCCUUAGAGCACACUGAAGUCAAGGCCCAAUGCCACAAAAAUGGGAGGAUGAAAAAAGCUGCAAACAGCACAUCCGAGACGGUUCAACACUCAGUCACAGUGAAGCCAUGUGUGGUGCGACUGGAGAAGAUCACCAGUAAGCGAGAAAUGGAUUUAAAGAAAAAUGGAGCAGACCAUGAUGUUAUGUGGACUAGUAACUCAUUUCAGCAGGGCUCUGUUAGGGGAAUAUACAGUUGGGAAAGCAGUUUACGGCAGAAACCGCAGGCACGUACUGUCUUUCAGGCCAAUGCAGGCACCUGGAGCAAACCAGUGAACCUAGACAAGGACAGCAAUCCCGAGGCGGCUAAGAACAAAGCUUGUUCAUCUGGAUCCAAUGUUGCGAUGCCAAGCCCCAAACCUGGGAAGAGAGACAUGACAUACCAGGAUAAUAAGGGUUUUGUCAAUGGAGAGCUGGUGUGGGGGAAAGUGAAGGGCUUCUCUUGGUGGCCUGGGCUGGUAAUAGCGUGGAAGGGCAGAACAGUUCCCAUGUCCAUGAGGCGUGUGGAGUGGUUUGGAGAUGCCAUGUUUUCAGAGAUUCAUACAGAGGGGCUGUUGCCCUUCGCUGCAUUUGCAAAGUGCUUCUGUAGUAAAUCCUUUGAAGGUUUGCCUACCUACAAAGAUGCCAUUUACCAAGUCCUGGAGUUGGCUGGGGAACGCUGUGGGAAGACUUUCACCAGCUCUGGGAGAAGCUCGGAAGAUAUGAAAGCCAUGCUAGACUGGGCAUUUGGAGGUUUCAAGCCCACAGGUCCCGAUGGCUUUUUGCCUUCUACAGACAGUUCAUCUAGUAAUAAAGCAGAGUUAUCGGAUUCCUCUGUGUCUGAUUUUCAGCCACCAGCUAAGAAAAAAUAUGUCCACAAGAACAGACAGUCCACUCAGGAAUAUACCAGAGAGCAAAUGGUCCAUGCAGUCUCAGAUAAAAGCAAAAACAUUAAAGAUUUCUGUCUGUCCUGUGGAAGUCCCAGCAUUGAAAUUUUCCAUCCUCUCUUUGAGGGAAGCCUUUGUUUUAAAUGCAAGGAGAACUUUACAGAGACCCUGUACAAAUAUGAUGAUGAUGGCUAUCAGUCAUACUGCACUGUGUGCUGUGCUGGCCUUGAGGUCAUUCUCUGUGGGAAUAAAAACUGCUGCAGGUGUUUCUGUAAAGACUGUUUGAAUGUCUUGGUGGGACCAGGGACAUUUGAAAAUCUGAAGGGGGAGGACCCAUGGAGCUGUUAUGUCUGCCUGCCCUCUAAGAGAUAUGGUGUGCUCAAGCUCAGGCCUGACUGGAGUGUUCGUGUCCAGGAGUAUUUUGCCAAUAACAGUGCCUUUGAAUUUGAGCCACAUAGAGUGUACCCUUCAAUUCCAGCUUAUCAGCGUCGGCCGAUCAAGGUCCUCUCCCUGUUUGGUGGAAUUGCAACAGGCUAUCUGGUUUUAAAAGACCUGGGCAUAAAGGUGGAGCGCUACAUUGCUUCUGAAAUCUGUGAAGACUCCAUUGCAGUCGGGAUGAUCAAACAUGAGGGCAUGAUUGAAUAUGUGAAGGAUGUGCGGACCAUCACAAGGAAACAUCUGGCUGAGUGGGGCCCAUUUGACCUUCUGAUUGGUGGAAGUCCCUGUAAUGACCUGUCCAUGGUAAAUCCAGCCAGAAAAGGUAUUUUUGAAGGCACAGGUCGGCUGUUCUUUGAAUAUUACCACAUGUUAACCUUGAUGAGGCCAAGACAGGAUGACGAUCGCCCAUUUUUCUGGCUCUUUGAGAACGUAGUAGCCAUGAGUGCCCGCGAUAAGGCAGAUGUCUCCCGCUUCUUGGAGUGUAAUCCUGUGAUGAUUGACGCUAUGAAAGUGAGCCCUGCCCACAGGGCCCGUUACUUCUGGGGCAAUUUACCUGGAAUGAACCAGUAUGAAUGAAAACAUACACACACAAAACAGAAAUUCACAAUUACGCAUGUAAACAUAAGGCAGAAUUUGCUUGAGUAUGAAAAUACAUGUGUGCUCUGUCAUUUAUGUAACUCAUGCUGAAAUAGAUGGUGAUGGAUGCCUUCACAUCUUAAAUGUGAUUAAAGACAUGAUUUUGUGUUUUUAGACCACUGGCUACUUCACUCACUGACAACUUAGAGCUGCAUGACUGCCUGGAGGUUGGACGAACAGCAAUGUUCAACAAAGUUCGCACCAUCACCACCAAGCCUAACUCAAUUAAACAAGGAAAGAUGGGAC
Myxocyprinus asiaticus (Chinese sucker) is the source of this 4035-nucleotide messenger RNA. RefSeq lists its product as uncharacterized. The record is from RefSeq and is a predicted model, not a curated record. Lineage: Eukaryota; Metazoa; Chordata; Actinopteri; Cypriniformes; Catostomidae. Bases 19 to 3729 code for a protein of 1236 amino acids. The transcript is spliced from 20 exons. Gene Ontology annotation, cellular component: nucleus. Gene Ontology annotation, biological process: negative regulation of transcription by RNA polymerase II. Gene Ontology annotation, molecular function: DNA binding; DNA (cytosine-5-)-methyltransferase activity, acting on CpG substrates.